Microstroma glucosiphilum is the source of this 4200-nucleotide messenger RNA. RefSeq lists its product as hypothetical. The record is from RefSeq and is a predicted model, not a curated record. Lineage: Eukaryota; Fungi; Basidiomycota; Exobasidiomycetes; Microstromatales; Microstromataceae. The coding region runs from base 1 to 4200 and encodes 1399 amino acids. The transcript has a single exon.
AUGACCGAGAAGCAGACUCCAGACACUUCGGACCCUAGAGGUACUUCGAGCGAUCGUACAUCACCCGAUCAUUACACUUCUGGAUCUUUCUUGUCUCUAGAUGAGCCCAAUACGCCUUUGAGCGACUCUUCCUUUUCUCAAGGCCAUAGCGAUCUAGAAGGCCGAGCCGCCGGAGCCGGGCCAGACGUAGAUGUUUGGAACCCAGGAACUGCUACGACUCAUCCGUACGCUGAUGCCAGUGUCUACGCCUAUCCGAGUAAUCAGCAGCAACAUCGAAACACUUCUUCUCCCUCGGCUACGUUCCGAAGCACUCAGAUUCGACGCAAGGCCGAAGAGCCGGGCAUGAUAGACACAGAGAGCUCAUACGGGCGGACUACAGGGACGGGCGAGGAGGUGAGCAUGGACAGUGGCGUAUCAGUGCUAGAUGGAGACCGGCAAAAGAGUACGAGAGGGACUCCUUUGGGUCAGCAGAUGGGGAGGAAAAGUAGUACUGGCAUGCUUCCCUCGCCCCCAGCUGCUUUGAUGGGCGGACUGGGGCUGGACUUCAGCGGCGAGCCCUCUUCCAGGGCGGCAUUAUCAGAGGCGCAAGAGUUCCCGUCGGCGGCCAGUAGCGAUCGUCCUGGCACAUCAGAAGGAGUGUCCCCCUCACGUAGCCGUGGAGAGCCGCAACGACCAGCGGAGCUUGGCAGAGAGAGGCGGCGAGGUGCUUCCGACUCUCGGACGCCUACCUUGCGGACGGUGCAAAGCGAACGGAGACCCUUGUCGCUCUUUUCCUCGGCCGCUGGGGGCUCUCAACGCGAUCAAGCAAGAGCUCUGGCUAUGGAAGGUCAAGGGAGAGAGGCUAAUGGCCUCUCGGCAGCAGGGCCUUCUACAGUCAAGCCCGGUAGACUAAGUCGACUCUACUACAACCCACCGGACGGCCCUUCUGUGUCUGGUCUCUCCGCUGCCACUGACAAGAGGAUCUCGUCACAAACUCAACACUCGGAUCCGCCGGGCAGACGACUCGCUUUUGGCUACCGUGCACCCUCUCACUCUCCAGGUCCCUAUACAGCCAAAGGUGAUGUUAACGAGCCGAGGCGAUCGGUAUCUGCCAUGGGCAGCUAUGAUCACUUCUUGAACCGAGAUGGCCAUGCUGCAGGUAGCCCUAGAAGCGCCACAGCUGGCGCAAAGGAGCUCAUCUUACCCUCCAUCAGCGCAUCGAAGAGGCUGACAGCGCGGCAGGAAGUGCCUGUGAAAAGAGAGGAUGCCGCAAGGUCGGCGGGAGCUCCACAGACUACAGUCAAUAGUUUUGGCGCAGCGCCGGCUCUUAGGUCUGUAUCGUCUCAAAUACUCAAAGGUCGACCGGAAGUAGCUAAUACUGGCAAUGCGCGUAUACGAUCCCCUGAGGGCGAAAGUCUGCCGCGGAGUGGUGAUCCCCUGAAUGUUGAGAAGGCUAUCAAUACCAAAGCCCGUACCGUAGACACAGGCGGCGGACGCACAACGACGCGCCUCAAGAGGCAAUCUGGUCACCCGAGCUCCACCGACGCUGACCCAAUCAGUCCUACAAGUCCGGUAUCCCCUCGUCGAGCCGAUGCACUCACGGACGCUCAGAUCGUCGAGAUGGGUGCCAUUGGCGAACAAACUCCUGCAUCUCUCCUUCCAGCGGAUGGUUCGCCUCUGUCAUCGAAGAAUGUCCUCACGAUUGCACUUGCCAAAGCUCAGAGUGCUGUCACAUUCGAUAGCAACAAUGCAGUACCAGAAGCAGUCGAAGCAUACGCCCAAGCGGUCAGGCUGCUGCAAGAGGUCAUGCAGAGGAUCACGCCCAAGCCUGGCUCAAGUAAGAAGAGCAAUCGGGAAGAUGAGAGAAGGAGGCUCAAGGUCAUCCACGAUACGUACACAGAACGCAUCAGACUACUGGCUAUGCUCUACGAUUCAGAGGGAGAGGAGCCAGCAGAUCAGGGUGAGCCAGCAGAUGAGUCUCUGGAAGUCAUGCCUUCGCGGUCAAGUGCCAUUCCAGACGGUGCGCGUCGAUUUGCUGAGCAGCCUCAAGUGGAUGAAUCGACAAAAGCCUCAAGGCAAAAGGACCGUCGUCCUAUCGCUCGUGGCGACAGUAGCUCUGCGAAGAUCCCUACCAGCAGCGAACAGUCGCAGCCACACACGCCUCUUGCAAAUGACUCACAAGGAGCUUUGGCCAGUACGGCACAAGCCGGUCUCUACCAGGCUCAGCAACAAUCGGAUACGAACUCGAGCUAUCGCUCGAUGAACCCUGGACCUUCCAGUGGAGCACUCGAUCCUCGAGCAAAGCUCACCGAUCCGCCCUCGAUACGUCACCCGAGCAGCGAAGACCCGCCCGCGACGCCCUAUUAUGAUGCCAACUCCAGCCCAGCCGCCGGACAAGACUCUCGUUCACCUAUGCUGACUACGCCUGAUAGAUUCGCUCAGGGUCAUCUGGCGCCAAGCGAUGCCGUAGCUCGAGGAAGCAGGCCAGCGCUGAACGGACCCGCAGGGAGCGACUCAUCCUUCACACCUACUGGUGCAGCUACGGAACAGGCGAUGCCCAGUCCGCGCAUGUCCAACAGUCCUCGUGGAGACGGGUCAUCCUGGCCUGCUUCCGGACCUCACACGCUCACGGCGGAUCCAAUGGAUAGUCGAUCGCGUUCCUCUGAGUCGGUCUCCUCGCAGUCUUCACAGCGUCAGCGAGCUGCAACUGUGGCCUCCUCUUCCGCGAGAGCAGCAGCUGAAGACGCUGUCAGGCAGACGCUACUUGUCCAUCCUACGACGCAGAAUGGCACGAUUCGUCAGAGGCGAAAGAGUCCUUCGAUCGGGGGUGGCAUCAACGAAGCCAAGGAGGAGGACGCCGAAGGUAGUCCCCGUAGUUCAGACGAGCACUUCGGGGCCAGUGCAGCCGCAAUGAGGGCAGAGCUGUCCGCACAGCGAAGGCGUGCUCUGUCCCAGCCAGGCAACAGACCCGAGCUCAACCCUACCGGCUCCUACCUGGGCACAGCAACUGCGCAGGCUCCUCCUGUUCCUCGCCUGAAGAACGGGCGCUCCCUUCCAGGUCCGAUAGUGACAAUGACAGCUCAAAGCGGUCUAGCCCCACCGAAUGGUGACGCCAACUCGGCCUCCGGUCAAUAUCGCCAAAGCUACCGCAUGCCGAGUCCUGGGCUCAGUAGCCCUUCUCCCUAUCAUGCGGUCAUGGAACGUGGCGUUUCAGCCUCGCCUGAGUUUUCGACUGCCCAGGCAACCGAUCCCUCCUGGGCUUCUCCACAUCCUGCCUCAGUCGGUGGCGACGGGUUGGCAGAACUCUUCCCUUCCGGUCUUUCAUCUUUACAAGCGCUUGGAUCGGCGUCGUACACUCUUUCGCAGAUCACUGCAUGCCCGCGAUUGAGGGUGGCCGCCCCGUCUCUCUUGCAAGACUUUUGCGAACCUUUGCCGCCCCAGACCCAAAAUGCUGCGCUGGGACCGUACAGGGCCAUCAAGGCGAUGGACACCAGCAUCAGCAAGGGUGGCUUCGUCACAAACAAGCUCUGUGUCCCAUCUUCGCUCUGGCAAGCUUCCGGUCUCCGCUUAACGGCCCUCGAGACCAAAGUCAGGCUGAUCGAAAUUGUCACCAAUGGCAUAGAUGCAGUGGAGAAGAGUGGCGCUUACCUGCUGCACAACUCGCCUGGCGUACGUCAGCCUGGUCUUGCAGCAGUGCAGGCCUCAGCUUUCGCAAAGCAGCUUGAAGACUUCGAGGUGCUCCUGGUCGAGGUUCAAAAUGGUCUAGCAAAGAAGUUGGGCAUCAGCGAGUAUGCAGCCGGAACGGCAGGCAAGAAGGGCGGAAGCUCCUUCAAUGUGCUGAGCUCCAAGCUCACGAGGUCCAUCGACCGAUUCGCGCAGCAGACCACCUCGGGCAAGAAUCUCGACUCUCCCGCUGCAUACGUGGACAGUCUACAACGUCUCUUCAGGAAAGCGCAAAUCCUCGAAGCUCAUCUGACCGGCUUGCUGCAGUCGAAGUCUUCCUCCUCGACAACCACUUCGGCGAACAGCUCGAUUGCUGUAGAAGCAGAUACAGUCGAGGCAUACGCUGCGCUGCCAUCGGAGAUCCAGAGGGUGAUAGAGGCGAAGCUCCUGCGAGCGAGCGAUUUCUUUGCCCAGGUCAUUAUGAAGAUCGUGGCGAGGGACCUGCACAUUAUGGUGGAAAAGUCGCUGAAAAAGGCCAGUAGCGGGCUCGUAGAGUAA